This is a messenger RNA of Mauremys mutica (yellowpond turtle), 4703 nucleotides long. It is a transcript of the gene LVRN, whose product is annotated as laeverin. Gene Ontology annotation, molecular function: peptide binding; zinc ion binding; metalloaminopeptidase activity. Gene Ontology annotation, biological process: proteolysis; peptide catabolic process. NCBI's taxonomy places the organism in Eukaryota, Metazoa, Chordata, Testudines, Geoemydidae. Bases 1 to 2955 code for a protein of 984 amino acids. The record is from RefSeq and is a predicted model, not a curated record. Gene Ontology annotation, cellular component: cytoplasm. The transcript is spliced from 20 exons.
AUGGGACCCAAGGCCGCCUCCGGCUUCUACCUGGGCAGGAAGCCCGCCGCCCUGCUCGCGCUGCUGCUGGCCGCGCUGCUGCUGGCCCUGGCCGUGCUGGGGGCUCUGUACGGGCGCUGCCUGCGGGAGGUGGAGGAGCUGCGGGCGGCCGCGGCUCCCGCCUCGCCCACAGCCGGCCCGGAGGAGGAGGGCGCCGGCUGCUGCCCCCCAACUCCCAGCCCCCGUCCCAGUCCCGGCAGCAGGCGCCCGCCGGGGCUCUGGGACAACCCGCGCCUGCCCCGCGCUCUGCUGCCCCUGCACUACGAGCUGCGGCUCUGGCCGCGCGUGAGUCCCGGCCAGCCCGGCCCCUUUGUCUUCUCCGGCCAGGUGAACAUCACGGUGCGCUGCGCCCAGGACACGGCCACCGUCCUGCUGCACAGCUCCAAGCUGGAGCUGUGGGGGGCGGCCGUGCGGGGGCCCCUGCUCGAGGGGCCGGGCGGCGGCGGCGGCGGCGGCGGCAGCACCGAGGUGGCGGAGCUGUGGCUGGAGGAGAGGCAGGAGUACGCGGUGCUGGAGCUGCGGCGGAGCCUGCGGGCCGGCGGGCGCUACGUGCUGCAGCUCAGCUUCAGGGGGGCCCUGAACGAGGAUCCGGACGGGCUCUUCCUCACCCGCUACACGGACCAGGGGCAGAGCAGUAUGCUGAUUGCAUCACAGCUUGAACCAACAUAUGCCAGGACUGUUUAUCCCUGCUUUGAUGAACCUGCCAUGAAGGCAACCUUCAAUAUCAUAAUUGUCCAUCAUCCCAGUUACGUGGCCCUUUCCAACAUGCCUGCUAUAGAUACAUCUGAAAUGAAAGAUGAGAAUGGAAGCCUAUGGACUGUUACCACAUUUAACACGACACUGAAAAUGUCAACUUAUCUAACUGCUUUGGUGGUUUGUGACUUUGAUUACAUUACCAGGACUGAAAGGGGCAAUGAGAUACGAAUUUGGGGUCGUAAAGAAGCAAUUAAAAAUGGGCAUGCUGAUUAUGCUUUAAAUAUCACAGGCCCACUUUUUUCAUUUCUGGAAGAUUUAUUUAACAUCAGCUACCCUCUUUCAAAAACAGAUCUGGUUGCACUGCCUGAUUUUAGAGAAGGUGCUAUGGAAAACUGGGGGCUAAUGAUUUUCCAAGAAUCAACCUUGAUGUACAUCCCAAGGGAUCCAUUCGGAAGCAAAAAGGCUAUGAUUUGCUUGAUUGUUUCACAUGAGAUAGGACACCAGUGGUUUGGAAAUCUGGUUACCAUGAAUUGGUGGAAUGAUCUAUGGCUUAAUGAAGGAUUUGCAUCUUACUUUGAAUACAUUGGUGCUAGCUACAUGGAACCCAGACUACCACUGAAUAAAUUCUUUUAUUAUCAAACGUUACAACCUGUCUUAAGGGAAGAUAAAGCAGCUCGGUCAUUAUCAGCAAGAGAAGAAAAAAUCAACGGAACAUUUUCACUAGUUGGCCUAUUUGAUAUCCUCACUUACAGCAAGGGUGCCUCCAUUGUCUGGAUGCUUUCCAGCUUUCUGACUGAGAGGCUGUUUAUCAAAGCACUCAGUUCAUACCUGAAAGCAUUUUCCUUUUCAAUUGUUAACCAAGAUGAUCUGUGGACACACAUACAAAUGGUUGUAGAUGCACAGAAUGAAGUUCAGUUGCCAGCAUCAGUAAAAAAAAUAAUGGACUCCUGGACAUGCCAAAAUGGGUUUCCAGUUUUAACAUUAAAUCUGUCCACCGGCAUUAUCAGUCAGGAACAAUUUUAUAAUAAAAGGACAGAAAACAAUACUACUUACAAUAACACAUGGAUUGUUCCUAUUUCUUGGAUAAGAAAUGGAUCUGCACAACCCUUAGUCUGGCUAGAUAACAGUAGCAAAAUGUUUCCUGAAAUGCAAAUAUCAGAUUCAGAACAUGACUGGAUUUUGUUAAAUGUGAAUAUGACUGGGUACUACAGAGUUAAUUAUGAUCCAUUACAUUUGAAGAGAUUAGCACAACUGCUUGAAAAAGACCCAAAGGCUAUUCCAGUUGUCAACAGGUUACAUUUGGUAGACGAUGCUUUUACAUUGGCACAGGCUGGAUAUAUUGAGAUUGAGUCUGCAUUUGAACUAACAAAGUACCUUGCCAAAGAAGAUGAAAUGUUUGUGUGGUAUUCAGUACUGUCAAACCUAAUACCUGACAAUUUGGAAAAUAUUCUGAUCAACUAUGAAUUAUAUCCCUUUUUAAAGAAAUAUCUGUUAAAGAGAAUGUUGCCAAUAUACCAUUAUUAUGCAAGUAUUAUUCGUCAAAAUUUUGAUGCUUUGGCAGAUGACUAUUUUGAUCAAAUUCAUUUGGAAAAAUUUAUUAAUACAGCAUGUUGGCUGGGUCUCCAAGACUGUUUAAACCUAUCUUCUGAACUUUACACUAAGUGGAUGGAGAACCCUGACAAUGAGAUUCCCUUUACUAUUAAAAGAACAAUCUGUUGUUAUGGUGUUGCAAUGGGAAGUGAUAAAGAAUGGGACUUUGCAUGGAAAAUGUAUAAUCAUCAUAAUUCUACAGGAAUAGAUAAGAAUAUAAUGCUCUUUGCCAUGAGUUGCACCAGAGAGUCAUGGUUGCUUUACAGAUAUUUGCAGUACUCACUCAACAAUUCAUUACUGUCUUCUGAUAAUAUAUCCAUAGUCAUUUCAAAUGUGGCAGCUACUGAGAUUGGCCAACGCAUAGCAUGGGAAUUUGUAACAGAAAAUUGGCUACUUUUAAAUGAAAGGCAUAGGAAUGGAAUACUACAGAAAUUAUUGGGAGUUAUGGAAAACUUUGUCAAUACAGACUUACAGAUCCAAGAAUUGCAGCUUUUUUACAAUACUACUCUGGACAAGGAUCUACAGAUUGCUACUACUGAAAUAUUGCAGUUUGCAAAGUUUGAAAAUAAGGAAAGGAGAAAACUCAGAGCCAGAUUUACUGAUUGGUUACGGAAAAAUAUAGAUGACUGACUUCUGAAAUCUGUUUCUCAUAUGUAUUCUAAUAUAUAUUAGAAUAUAGCUUGCUAGCAUUUUUAUACUAUUUUAUGAUUUAAUAAAGAGAUGAAGCACAUGAUUUAUAUUCAAAACCAAAGAUUCUAACCACAAAGCCAGGCCGACCUCAUUCACAGUGGAAGGAUAAAAUUCUACAGAAAACAUGCAAGAAAACUAUUUGCAUAUUACAUCUAUCUUAUUUCCAUACAGGAUGAUGUUUGAGAGACUUAUUCUUAAAUAAAGUCAAGAAAAAUCUGCAGAAACAUUUUUUAAAUAGCCGCAAAGAGUCCUGUGGCACCUUAUAGACUUACAGACGUAUUGGAGCAUGAGCUUUCAUGGGUGAAUACCCACUUUGUCGGAUGCAUAAAUAUGUCAGCAGUUUGGAGGAAUCAACCCUGUGAUUAAAACACAGGACUGGAAGUUAGAAGACUUGGGCUUUAUUCUCUGUUCCCCUGCUGGCUUGCUGUGUGACCUUUAGGCAAGUCACUUAAUCAUACUGAGCCUCAGUUUUUGUAUUUGUGAAAAGAGAAUGGGGACAAUAAUAUGUAAGUUAGAGCAGUGUUAUGGAACGUUAACUCUUGAACAUUUGUUUGUGAAGUGCUUCUUGAUCCUCAGAGGAAAGGCACUCCAGGAAUCCAAAGCUUAAGUUUGUAUACAUUGAGUGCUUUUUCAUCUACACUAAAUUCCAUUAGAAAAUUUGUAGAAGUUUUACUUUCUUCCUGCCUACUAUUAGGCUUAAUGGAGGUGACUGACAGCCAAAUAAAACUCAGGCCAUUAGUAUUAAAGCAUGUCUAUUAGCUUUUGGUUAAAGUGUAUUAGUUUGUGGGUUUGUUUAUUUGCACAGUUAACAAAUUAUGAAAAAAUGAAGUUGCACUACUACCCCUAUAAACAGAGAAAGUAAUAUUACAUUACCCUAGGGAAACCCAGUGAAGAAGUAACAGGCAGUGUUAUAAAGGAAAUAAAGAGCACAAACAGAGCAAUAUCCAGGAUUUCAAAACUGGAGUUUUCAAUGUGGAAAAUCCUUUGUUGAGUUCCCAGUGCACAUCCAAGGAAGCUGACAGCCACAUCCUUAGCCCCAACUUAGGGUAUGUCUAAACUUGAAGCUGGGGGUUGCGAUUCCCAGCUUGAGGAGACAUAUAGCUGUGGCAGCGCUGGCAGCAGGAAAGGCUAGUCACCCUGAGUAUGUGCCUAUGGUCUUGGAUGGGUACAUGCUUGGGGCGGGUAGCCCCUCCCACUGCUCCUAUGGCUGUGGCUACACUAUUUUUAGCACACAAUGGUGCAAAGUAUAAUUAAAGCUGCCUUAAGGCAGUACUGGAGGAUUCUGUCAGCACAGGGGAUGUAUAUGCUGAUGUAGCCAGCUCUAUGCUAGACACUCCUGGUCUCCCCAGCACCCAUUCCAGGAUGGGGAGGGUUUGGGGGAGGAAUGCAAUAUGUUCCACUGCUCAUGGAUAGCAAAGGAGCUGCUCCCUGCUGGCAUGACUUAGAGCUCCUUCAUAGAGAUGCAGGGACUGAUUUGGCCCCCUACAGGAAAGGUAAUGAAAUGACACCGAGGCUGCCCCCAGGUGGGCACCGCUCUAUACAAUCUCACUGCAGGAUUUAUGUACUUAACUUUCAGCACCCAGCCUAUCCAAACCACUGUCUUUCCCAGCUAUUUGUAACCAUUCUCCCCUUUUCUUGUUUACAGAAAUGUCAGGUUUUUUACCAAAUAAAAAUAUGCUAAUAAUUUA